UGUACGUCCCCGAUCACUCCUUUCCCUUUCUCUCCCCUCCGUCUUUCUUCAAACUCUCUCUCUCUCUCUCUCUUCUUCGUCGCUCAAAUCUCUGCAACUUCUCAUUACAAAAAUUCCCAAUUCAGAAAACCCUAAAAAUUCCAACAAUUCCCAGCUGCCCAAUUUUCCAGGAAGCCAAUGACUUAGAUCUCCAAGACCUAAAAAAACCACCACCACUCAGCGACUCUCGUCUCCAGCUUGUGCGGAAUAAUAACCCCCUUUCCCUCCCUUUUGAAUGGCGGAAAGCGCCGCCGGUGCUGCUUCUUCCCCUAAUCCUCUGUCUUCGCCUCCCGUUCAAAUGGACACUUCAACGCCACAGUUGUCACAGCAGCAGCAGCAGGCCAACGCCAAUUUGAACGCGGCCGCUUUGACGUCACCGCAGGCCGGCGGUGGAAUGCCCAAUUUGCCGCAGCAGACUCUGCAAAUCUCUUCCCCACCUCUUCCUCCCGAUCAGCAUCAGCAGCAGCAGCAGAAUGUGGCUGCGGUGGCGGCUGCUGCUGCAAUGUCGGGUUACCAAAUCCCUCAGUCGCUGCAGAGAUCUCCUUCCAUGUCUCGGCUAAGCCAGAUGAACCAAGUUCAGCAGCAACAGCAGCAGAGUCAGUUCGGUGGCGUUUCGAGGCAGCAGCAGCAGAAUCAGCAGCAGCAGCAGGGGAUUUAUGGGCCAAUGAAUUUCGGAGGUGGGUCGGGUUCAAUUCAGCAGAAUUCUCAGCAGAGCCAUCAAUUGGGUGGUAGUAAUGGUGCCGCUGGGAAUUUGUCUCGUUCAGCUCUUCUCGGUCAGAGCGGGCACCUGCCGAUGAUGGCCGGGCCAGCUGCUGCCGCCUCGGCUCAUUUGAACUUGCAGUCGCAGUUAUUGGCCUCGCCUAGACAGAAAGGUGGAAUGGUCCAAGGAUCUCAAUUCCAUCCAGGGAAUUCUGGUGGACAGGCUUUACCCGGGGUGCAGGCAAUGGGGAUGAUGGGGUCACUUAAUUUGAGCUCCCAGUUAAGAUCUGGUGCUCUUGCAUAUGCUCAGCAGCGAAUGAGUGCAGGUCAGUUGCGGCAGCAACUGGCACAGCAAAACUCCCUCAACUCUGCUCAGAAUUUCUUCCAGGUCUCAAAUUUGUCCAGGACAUCUUCACUGGCAUUCAUGAACCCUCAGCUAUCAGGGCUGGCUCAGAAUUCACCUCAAGCUCUCAUGCAGAACUCUUUGUCACAACAGCAGUGGUUGAAGCAAACGCCGGCUCUCUCAGGUCCCGCCUCACCCUCUUAUCGCAUUCAACAACAGAGGCAAUCCCAACUACUCCUGCAGCAGCAGAUGUCGUCGUCUUCUCAGUUGCACCAAAAUUCCAUGAAUUUGAAUCCACACCAACUGUCUCAGCUCGUACAGCAGCAGCAGCAACAACAACAGCAGCAGCAACAACAGCAGCAACAGCAACAACCUAGUAUGAGCCACCAACAGCUACAGCAGCAACAACAGCAGCAGCUACAACAUCAACAACAGCUACUCCAACAGCAGCAGCAGAUUCCUUUGCAUCAGCACCAGCAGCAAUCUCCAAGAAUUCCGGGACCAGGUGGUCAGAAAUCAGUUAGUUUGACCGGGUCACAGCCAGAUGCGACAGCAUCUGGUACAACCACUCAAGGAGGGAGUUCUAGCCAAGGCACGGAAGCAACUAAUCAACUUCUUGGGAAGAGAAAGAUACAAGACUUAGUUUCCCAGGUGGAUCCUCAGGGGAAGCUAGAUCCUGAUGUAGAAGACCUUCUUUUGGAGAUUGCUGAUGACUUCAUUGAUUCUGUGACCUCAUUUGCUUGCAAUUUGGCCAAGCACAGGAAGUCCUCUACUCUAGAGUCCAAGGAUUUAUUGCUACAUUUAGAGAAAAACUGGCACUUGACAGUUCCUGGAUUUUCAACCGAGGAUCAAAAGCAGCAAAGAAAACCAUUAUCGAGUGAUCUCCACAAUAAGCGACUUGAUAUGGUGCGAGCACUCAUGGAAUCUUCGCAUUCUGAAGCAAAUAACAAUAACCCUAAAGAGACCGUUGCUACACCAGGAAUAAGCAACCCAACGAUGGUUAACAACAACAACCACCACCUGCUUAUGAGACCUUCUCUGAGUUCAGGGCAGUUGGUUUCACAACCAAACCCUACCCAAAUGUUGCAGCAAAUGACCCGUUUUUGACGCCUGUUGCGACAAAAGAUCAAAUCCAUGUUCAAUUGGAUGUAACUACACCGACCUUCUCGGGUUUGUAUGAACGUGAAAGUAACAGAAGCUAUAUAGUUUGCAUUUAUCAGCAGCAGAAAACCCUCGUGUAAAGUAUUUGGUUAUCAAAUUAGUAGAGACAUAGAUUAGAUAUAUAGCCAGAGAACUAAUUCCUACUGUUAUAUUGUUAUGUGUUGUAGCUUGGCACCAUAAACUUUCCCCCCUGACUGAGAUUGUGGACAUCUGUUCACUUUUUGUCUUCUUUCCUCCAGUUUCUGGCCACUUUAUUAUACUACCAAACUUAUUGAGCCAGAUUUGAUCUGUCUAGGACACUUCCAAAACCUUCUUCCUUUUCUAAGGAAAGACAAAUAGGGAUAAAGAAAGGGAAACUGACCUCUGUUUCACUUUCGCCUGUUCUGUUUUCGUCUGACAGAUAAUUGUACAGUUGCUGUCGUUCUGCACCAG
Molecule: messenger RNA, 2674 nt
Organism: Linum tenue
Lineage: Eukaryota; Viridiplantae; Streptophyta; Magnoliopsida; Malpighiales; Linaceae
Source: the annotation of a GenBank genome assembly